GGACGACAGGCUAGUUCCGGGAUUCCGAUGUCGGCCUAGCGAGCGAGCUAAAGUGGUUUGCUAGCGGCUAACUCAAGGAGGACCGUAGCGACCAACACCCUACCGGCUAGACAGCUCGCAUGUUGCCUACUAGGGGCAUCCAAUAGCCGAGGGGACGAAGAGACAAAAAGCACAAAUGCAUCGGACUACAUAGCAUCACUGCUGCACAUGGCUUUGUUUAAGAGAUGCAAAAUGGCAAAGGAGGUCUAUCUGCAGAGAGUUUGGCGGUUGGAGAGGUCUCUACACCCAGACCCGGCCAACUGCGGUGACAGCUCGAUGACACGCAGGGGGGUUCUUUUUGGAUUGAGUUGAUUUUUAUCCCUAUAUUGAAGCAAAGACUGAAGCCAGAGGACCCAUCAGAACCUGGUGACUCGCCUGUUUUUGAGCUGAAGUCCUUGUAAAGGCGAAGGUUGGACAUCAUUUUGUAAACCGCUUUUUUUUUUCUUUUCUUGAACCUGCUACUAGUUUAAAAGUGAAUUUGUUUUUGCCCUGCAAACGUAGUUUGAAACGCUAGAACUGUCCCUUCUGCCGCCUUCCCCCGUUCCUGCGACCUACCCAGUGCCUAAAUAACAGUCACACAAGUCCUCAGCAGCUGCUGCGCUCAGUCCUCUGCCUGUUUUCCUCUAUGUGCUUCUGCUCUCGGCCUGCCGGCGAUCCACACUACCUCUUUACUUUUCUGGUCUUUUUGUUUUUAUAUACAUCUCUUCUGAUAGGCAUAUUCAGAACUAGAGCCCAACACAGUGGAGAGAAAGCCAGAUUCCUCCACUUUUAGUCGUGUGCGAGCAUCUGUGCUUUUGUGUUCAAGCAGACGGGCGUUGCACUGGUUUUAGAUUUAUUUAUAUUGUUGAACCAAAUACAGUUACAAUAAAGCCAUACAAAUAUAAUUACCGAUACACCUAUUUUUGUAUUGCCGCGCUCUGUUAAAGUCUUGCUUUUAUAAACCUCUAAGUGUAUGCACAGAACUUAAAUAACAUCACAACCAGUUGUACACAUGCAACAGUAAAGCUGCAUACGCCUAUAUACAACAACUCUGAUUUUAAGGGAUUCUACUGGUGCCAGGAGACAUUGAGUGUCUGGACACAGAGAAACCCUCAUGUUUCCAUACAGCUGCUGCUUUGCAUAGUAUUUUCUUUUUCUCAUCUGUUGUCAUGGCGCCUCCUCUCAAAGAAACCCCACAUUUGCUAUUUUGACCUGAGAGCGCCUGUUCACAGUAGGUAGCCCGUAGAUACCCGCGUCUCUUUCUUCCUCCCCUCUCCUCUCUUUCCGUCUCUAAUGCCGGGCUUCAGCAGUGGGGGGGUUGGCGGAGGAGUGGGUGUCCCUGCUUCUGCUCCUCCCCGUCCAUUCCGCCCCAGCCGAUAUGUCCCGGUGUCUGCGGCCACCACUUUUCUCGUCGGAUCCACCAGCCUCUUCUUCUGCUUCACGUGUCCAUGGUUGUCGGAGUAUUUCUCCUGUGUCAUUCCCAUCUACGUUGCGGUGAUCUUCCUCUUCACCCUCGCCAACUUCUCUAUGGCCACAUUCAUGGACCCCGGAGUCUUCCCCAGAGCGGAGGAGGAUGAAGACAAAGAAGACGAUUUCCGCGCUCCGCUCUACAAAACGGUGGAGAUCAAAGGGAUCCAAGUGCGCAUGAAGUGGUGCGCAACCUGCCGCUUCUACCGUCCUCCGCGCUGCUCGCACUGCUCGGUCUGUGACAACUGUGUGGAGGACUUUGACCACCACUGUCCUUGGGUGAACAACUGCAUUGGUCGGAGGAAUUAUCGCCAUUUCUUCCUCUUCUUGCUGUCGCUUACCACCCACAUCAUGAAUGUAUUUGGCUUUGGUUUGGUUUAUGUGCUGCACCACCGGCAGCAGCUGGACACGCCGCACGCUGUGGUUACUAUGGUAGUGAUGUGUGUCGCCGGCCUGUUUUUCUUCCCAGUGGCCGGUCUCACUGGGUUCCACAUGGUGUUGGUGGCGCGCGGUAGGACCACCAAUGAACAGGUGACAGGGAAGUUUCGGGGAGGUGUUAACCCUUUCACCAACGGCUGCACGAGGAAUAUUUCUCAUGUGCUAUGCAGCUCCCAGGCGCCCAGAUACGUCGGCCGGUCCCGGAGCCCGCAGGCCCUGGAUGUGCAGCCACCAUUUCUCAGACCGCCCCUGACUGAGGCGCAGCUAGAAGCCAAGGUCCUGGACAAUGGCAUUCAGAAUGACCGACACAGCACCAGGUCCAAGAGUAGUCUAGAUCCAACAGAGAGCCAGUCAGCGGAUGCAGAGCCUCCACCUCCUCCAAAGCCAGAGCUCCGGUACCCGGGCCUCCCCCGCGCAGACACGGAGGAGAGCAGCUUGUUGACCGAAGGUCCGACCACGCCGUCGAUGUACAAGUACCGACCAGCGUUCAGCAGCCCAGGAAGGAACCACACUGCCCUCACGCACCCCAGCAAGAUGAUCCGUGGGGACAGUCUGGACUCUCCAUCUCCCUCCAUCCUCCAGUCGAGCCGGCAGCCCAGCUACCGCUCGGAGCCCAGCAGCUUGGACGGGACCACGGUGGUGGGGGGAGGUGUAGGGGCGCGCAGAGGGGGAGGCGACAGAGGCGAGGGCCCCGGAGGCCCGGGCGGCGCUGCCGGGGUGAUACCCGGGGGCAUGUCCGGCUACUCCCUGGCUGGGCGCUCCCACACCUCCUACCCGUCGUCCCUGGUUCUGUCCACUGGCGGCUCUCACUCGUCCAGCCUGCGCUCGGCGCUGGCGGCCAACAACCCGCUGUCCACCCUCCAAUCCGAGGGGACCACGGACACCAGCUACAAGAGCCUGGCCAAUCAGACGCCUCGGAACGGCAGCCUGUCCUACGACAGCCUUCUCACGCCGUCCGAGAGCCCCGAGUUUGAGUCUGCUGCCCACGAGCUGUCGCCGCAGAAGCCCCGGGCUGUGUUCCCCUCGGCGGGUGCGGCGGGGCAGCGGGAGGGGGUGUCGCCCGGCAGCCCGCUGCAGGGCUACACGUCGCCCUUCCUCUCGGCUCAGAUCGCACAGCAGAGGGAGGGGCAGCUGCUCCAGGGCUCCGCCACUUUCUCCUCCCCCCACAGGGCCUACCUGCGUGCCGUCAGCCCGCCCCCUCCCUCCGCCUCUGGUGCCCCGGAGAUCCAGCACCUGCUGCAGGCUAACCACAACUCCUCCUCCCGAGGACCCCGUAACCUGUCCUCCUCCCCUGGGGGUCGCUCACUAGAGCCCCCUGUCUCCCCGCCGCCUCGCGGCCUCUCCCUCGGCAAGUCGCAGUAUCAUGUUGGGGAGGCGGGACCUCAGCACAGGCCCCCGAGGGCUUCAGGAGGAGGCCUUGUGGUGGGAGGGGGAGGAGCCGGAGGAGGGCAACAGGCUGCACACCCUCCUCUUCCUCCCUGAUCUGUGUGAGUUUUCCUUUUCCUUCUCCACGGUUUAGUCAGUUUUUGCCUGUUUAGCGUUCAUCAGUUGGAAGUGUGCACUGUGUGGAGAAGUGUGUGUUUUAGCUCUGUGAAAGCAUGCCUGACCACGGUGCUGUUUACUUCUGUCCUCUCGUCUGUUUUUUUCUUACUUGCAGUAUAGUUACCAAAAUGCCUUAAAGGUUUGAUGGUAGAGAAACAUUAGUGCUUUUUUGCUGUAAUUAUUUGACGUAAAACCACCCACCUUCACAUCAAUUUGUCCUCUGUCCUCACUCCUAAUCUGCCCCCCCUUCCCUUACCCCCUCCCUAAUAACUGUCCAAUCAGAUACCCCUCUCGUCCAGUCUUGGCCAAUCACACACCAACCAAAUCAGGGGGCGGAGUGAAGAAGGUGACCGGCGUUGGAGGGACCACUUACGAGAUAUCGGUUUGAGAGACGGACAAGCUUCACGUCCCUUCACAAAGUGGGGGCUGAAAGGCCCCGGGACUACUUUCUCUUACCGGAGUUGGACAUUAUUUACGACUUCAGGCUCCUAAAAGUGACUCUUUUCCAGGGCAAAGGACUAAAGGAGCCGGCCAGUCUGGUACUCACUUUGUUAUAUUUGUAACGCCACCGGCAGAUUUGAACAAAAGGGGACACUUUGUUUUUCUCCGGGUCAAGUCGUCCCCAUUUAGCCACUUUGUGAGCCGUAGACGGACGCGGCCGUAUUGUCACGGCUGGCUACAGAGAUGUCUGAAGAACACUCGGGGCGAUUCAAUGAUUUUGAUUUGGUACGUUAGCACACAGAGCAUCGCCCACCGUGGAGAGGAUGGCCUUCAUCCAUUAGAUGGAUUUAAGACUAUAGACCAAUAGAAACGUCUGCUCCGAUGUAUGAACGGAUCACGCAAUCGGUUCGGUGAGUCCAACCUAUAAACACAGUAUCCUUUUAGUUUUCUAAACCUUUUUUUUAAUUUUUUUUAUAUAAAUGUAGAUCAUCUUACAGAUCAUUAUUGGGUCAACUUGUCAGGUAUUGAAGAUGACUUUGGACGAGAGUGACGGUUUUUCUGUGCGUAAUUAUUCAUAAAAGCGAUCACUAAUCAGUGGCCUGUUCUUAUUUUAAUGGCUGCAUCAGCCGUUCACAAGCUCUUGCUGGAAUUUUCAUCGUCCAAAGAGAAAGCUGAUCGCUUGGUGCACAGCCGAGGUGGUAAAUAAUGGAGCUGGAUUAUAUGAAAGCCACAAAGAAAUUCUGAAUCACGUUUGCAGCACAAGUAUCUUUGUGGAAUGUACGCUUGUAAUCUUUUAUGCUAGAGACAUUAUGCAAAAUCUGUUUAGUAGCUUUAAGAUCAUUGUAUGUAUCUUGUGUUUUUUUAUUUUUCUUCUUUCUGUCAAUCAGGAUGCGAGUAGAAUCUGAAACCUUUUAACAGGUGACCAGCCAAAAAGGGGCAGUGAGGGAAGGGCUUAUUUAUUUUAAAAGACAACCUUGUAGUUUUGGGCACAAUUUCAAACCAGUCUACCAUGUUGUCCCUUUUUUGAGAAAAGAAAAGUAUGAAUAUUUUUUAUGACAAAGAAUUUAUAAAUGAAAUUGUAAAUGCUCUAUGCCACUAAAUAGAGUUUCGGGGAGGGACUGGUUUGCAUUUGGAGACUUUCAUUUUUUUGUUUUUAUCUGCCUUCGGACCCUUCAUAGUGAAGCAUGCACAUUUAUACCUUUUUUCCUAUUUGUUUUGUAUUUUUUACACUUGAGUGAAAAAAAUGUAAGGCAGAUUAGUUUUUUUUAUUGGCUUUUAAAACUUCCGUAAACAGCCACGUAAAGAGCGGAAGAAUUGGAAGUCAGGUGUGUUUGGGAGCUUCAGGAUCAGGCAUAACAGUUAAGGUUUAUUUAUUUUCUUCUUAAGGCCUCCAGCGGUGUUUAGCAGUAGAAUGUCAGCGCUGUGCGUCCUUCUGGGGGGGGAAAUCACUCGCUUGAAGCACAGAAGUACCAUCGUUCAACCCAAAGAAAGGACGUGCUACUAGUCUGCAACCCUCCCAGCUACGUCUUUGGUGUGCAUGUGGUUUUUGUUUGUCGUGCUGAAUGCUUCACUGGUGUGCAAACAUAUUGUCAAAAUCCCACCUGGGUGACGUGUGUGUGGUUAAAAGAAGCAUUAAUGGAACAGGGGUACAAACUUGCGAUACCUUUUUUUUCCUGCCCUUGAUGGUGACCACUGAACAAUUUGAAACUGAGUAUACUUGAGUAUAUGUGAGAUACAAAAUAUUGCUAUUGUGGGCUGUGAUGAAUGGAACGAGUGUCACAAAUAUCUGUAUUGAGUACAUUAAAGACAUUUCCCCAAAUGGCCUU
Molecule: messenger RNA, 5732 nt
Organism: Gasterosteus aculeatus aculeatus (three-spined stickleback)
Lineage: Eukaryota; Metazoa; Chordata; Actinopteri; Perciformes; Gasterosteidae
Source: RefSeq, a predicted model, not a curated record